UUCCCUUCCCUUCCCUUCUACUACACUACACUAUUCUCUCUCUCAUAGUUUCCUAUUUUCGAGGGAAAGAACAAGCAACCAUUUCAUUAACUUAUUUCAUUAAGUUAUUUUCUUAAGUUAAAUCAAGUUCCGCCAAAGUUUUUUUCUUCGAAAUUACCUAACCAUGAAGCAAUCUUCAUCCAACUAUUUCUCCUUACUAAUCAUACUACUAAUCAUCAUAUUAUCAUUCACAGUCUGUGACAACAUCACAGCCGUCCAAUUCAUUUCACCAUCUUCUUCAUCAUCAUCAGCCACGUAUUUCCCUAGUGGCGUUUCCAACCACCACCACACGAUCAACAUCACACAAAAAACAACACCACCACCACCGCGGCCACCGCCGUUGUUGAAGGCGGGGGCGGGGGACUUGGAGGAAAUACUACAGCUGGCGACGAAGCCGAAGACGGUGGAUUGGAUUAAGAGUGUUAGAAGAAGAAUUCAUCAAAACCCUGAAUUAGCGUUUGAAGAAUAUGAGACUAGUGGUUUGAUUAGAGGUGAGUUAGAUGAGCUUGAAAUUUCUUACAAGUAUCCAUUGGCUAAAACGGGUAUUCGGGCUUGGGUUGGGACUGGUGGGCCCCCUUUUGUGGCGCUUCGUGCUGACAUGGAUGCUUUGCCUAUUCAGGAAGCUGGAGAUUGGGAGUAUAAGAGCAAAAACGAUGGCAAAAUGCAUGCUUGUGGCCAUGAUGCACAUGUUGCCAUGCUUCUUGGUGCUACCAAGAUACUCAAAUCUCGUGAACAUCUUCUAAAGGGAACAGUAAUCCUGCUAUUUCAACCAGCAGAGGAGAAAGGGAAUGGAGCAAAAAAGAUGAUAGCAGAUGGUGCUUUACAAGAUGUUGAAGCUAUCUUUGCAGUUCAUGUUUCCCAUCAGAGUCCUUCUGGAACCAUUGGCUCGAGAAGCGGCCCAUUACUUGCCGGUUGUGGCUUCUUCAGGGCGGUCAUUAGUGCUGCUACACCUGAUUUGGUUGACGGCCGCCAGCUUCGCCGUGCUGAUACUGUUUUGGCGGCUUCAGCUGCCGUUAUCAGCCUGCAAGGCAUUGUUUCCCGGGAAGCUAAUCCUUUGGAUUCUCAGGUUGUUUCAGUGACUCUGGUUGAUGGUGGAAACCAAUUUAGCAUUGUGCCGGAAGAUGUUGUCAUUGCUGGUACUUUCCGGGCUUUCUCAGACAUGCAGAAGCUCCUACGCAGAAUAGACGAGGUGAUCAAGGAGCAAGUAAAGGUGUUUAGGUGCUCGGCGACACUGGACUUCUUCGAAAAAGAGUACACGAUCUACCCUCCAACGAUGAACGACGACCGUAUGCACGAACACGUAAAAAACGUUGCCAUAGACUUACUAGGACCAGAGAAAUUCAAAAUCGUACCACCAGUAAUGGGAGCAGAGGAUUUCUCAUUCUACUCCGAAAAAAUCCCUGCUGCAUUUUACUACAUCGGUAUCAAGAACGAGGAAUUAGGGUCGAUACACUCGGUACAUUCCCCUCAUUUCUUCAUCGACGAAGACAUGCUCCCUACCGGUGCUGCAAUGCAUGCCGCCAUUGCUGAAAGAUACUUGAAUGAACAUGGAUAAUGAUCAAUUGAACCACAAAAUUUAUCUAUAGUACAUAUUGAGAUCCACGUGCAUAGGUAUGCAGCUUAAAAUUUGACUCGUUUCCUGUUUUUUUAAACGUAACCUUUUUGAGGUAACUUUUUUUGUUUCCGAAGUUUCUCUACUCAGACAGAGGGACUUUGGUACAAUGUUGGAAGUUACCUUUGGAAAUCUAGGGUUAUGUUUAGUAGUCACAAGCUCAUGACACACGAGUUUAUUCACGUCAUUAUAUUUACUUUAACGCAUUAGUAUGUCUUAAUUAUUAUUAUUACUACUCCUAUGUUCGAUGUUUUUGGAAACAAAUUAUGUAAUGCGUUGAUUUUUGUAGCAAAUUCGAAUAGCAGUUAAUAAUAUAGUAUCACGUAAUUGUUGGUUUCUCUUAAACAAACACGAAGACUUUGUAUA
Molecule: messenger RNA, 2017 nt
Organism: Spinacia oleracea (spinach)
Lineage: Eukaryota; Viridiplantae; Streptophyta; Magnoliopsida; Caryophyllales; Amaranthaceae
Product: IAA-amino acid hydrolase ILR1-like 6
Exons: 5
Coding region: 164-1594 (476 amino acids)
Biological process (GO): jasmonic acid metabolic process; auxin metabolic process
Molecular function (GO): hydrolase activity
Source: RefSeq, a predicted model, not a curated record